AUGACGGAGACGGAGGUCGGGCUUCGCGGAGUACAAGUACUCCUGACGGCAUUCACAAGUCCUGCACCUUCUAUUGUCCUGGGCGCAUUUCUCCUUGGACCCUCAACGGAUACAAGUAUCCUCGUGGGAUUCUCUGCGACGGAGACGCGCAUAUGGGGUGUCACUUUCCUCAUGUUCGCCGCUUCUGUUCUUGUUAUAACCAAGCCUCAUUGUUGCAAGACCAAAAAGAAUCAUCUGCUGGGAACUUCGAGGCGACAUAAGGCUCCGAUUUCAGUUGACCGCCUGACUACUAGAGCGACUACCCAACGUGGUACUGUCAAGGCGCUUUCGAACACACCUGAUAUCGAUCGUGAAUACAUCUCAAGGAUAGAAGGCGGAAAGCACUUUUAUUGCAAGGCCUGUAGCAACCCUUCAGGGUUUUACGCACGAUCGAACUGUUUGCCGAACAUACUGCAUUCCAACGCUUGUGUAUUAGGGGCAACAGCACUUAGUGUCCAGCUACGCAACAUGAACAGACCUGGCACCAGCGACAACGAUGAUUAUGCUGCAAUAAUUCCAGACGUGACAGACAGUCUUGGGCUCGAUACUCCGCCUGCAUCACACUCGUCUCCUACAUUCGGUUUCACCCUGCACAAGGUCCAGAUGGGAACAGGUCAUGUUCUUGUCAAAGUAUUCAGUGGCAUACCCCAGCAGUGUCUCAAUAGUGAUAAGACAGAAGUUUUAUCGAAGGACGCGGGUGGAAGCACCGGCUCUCGCUCUGCUGAGACCGCGCAGGCCGGACGGCCGACCGAAUCAGGGCAUGGUGCUACUAAUAAACCAUUCCGUGCUUUCACGCCUCCUCCGUCUCCAAACUCUGUGUCGAACAUAGUUACGUCGAGCAUGACAGAAUUGCUCAACUAUAAGGCCAAGAACAAAGCCUCCUCGUUGGAAGUUAUAUCGGGGUCUGUCGGAGACGAUCAUCAGCCAAUGUGGAGCACCAUCUGCACUAUCGAUGGCAAAGUUUAUGGAAAGGGAUCCAGCACUAAGAAGAGAGAAGCAAAUGAGAUAGCGGCAUGCGAGGCACUGGAACGUAUUUACAAGGAAAACCCAGGGCUAGCUGCGGACUCGUCUCCAUCGUACCUGUCGGCAUUCAAUAGUUACUUGGUAGCACAAGACCUUACUGAUAGGAUUGAGAUGAUAUGUGGUCAAUCGGGGCCAGCACACAUUCCGGAGUGGACUUGUAGGUUAAUCCGAGACGGAAAGCAGCUCUCUGUGGGAGUUUCGUCGACGAAGCAGAAGGCCAUGGAAGAGGCAGCGAAGAGAGCAGUAGCAGUCUGGAACAGCAUCUGA
Molecule: messenger RNA, 1329 nt
Organism: Fomitiporia mediterranea MF3/22
Lineage: Eukaryota; Fungi; Basidiomycota; Agaricomycetes; Hymenochaetales; Hymenochaetaceae
Exons: 9
Coding region: 1-1329 (442 amino acids)
Source: RefSeq, a predicted model, not a curated record